Durio zibethinus is the source of this 2114-nucleotide messenger RNA. The record is from RefSeq and is a predicted model, not a curated record. NCBI's taxonomy places the organism in Eukaryota, Viridiplantae, Streptophyta, Magnoliopsida, Malvales, Malvaceae.
UACUAAUUUAUGGAACAUGAAGACCACAAUCACACAAGUUUGGUGGCCAUAACAUGCCAAACCAAUAUGCUCCUUCCAAGAAUUUCAAAGUGGAAUUUUAGGGUGGUUAAACUUUCACGAGGAAGAGUGCCUGGAAAUAUUAUCCAAUGUCAUUAUGCUGACGGUGCUGAAGUUGAACUCAUUUUCUUAAUACCGACUUCACAUUUUUAUUGUAGUUCAUACAUCAUUUUCUUCUUCUCAAGGGUUGAUUGUUUGAAGAUAAAUAGAUGUCAUAAAAAUUACAAGAAAUUUGGUAGAGUAGAGAAGAGAGUUCAUUUGGAGGGCCACUGGUAAAGAGGAAGCACAUCAUAAUCAAUUUAAAGAAGCAGAGCAGAGUAUUGAUAUGAAUGGUUUCAUCAAAUAAGAACACUCUCUUACAUUUCGAGGAUCUGGCACUCCCUUCGGUAUGUUUUCUGGGUCCCUUUCUUUAUAUCAAGUUCGUAGCCAUGGGUUUCUCGCUUGCUUCAUCAUUCUUCAUAUAUAAUUUUAGUUUCUCGAUUCUGCAUCAUUGUUAUCUUGCUUUAGCUUGUCUCUCUACUUUUGCUUUUCUUGAUUUGAUUAUGAUUAAUCUAGGCAGAUUUCUGCAACCUCUCCUUUUGAUGCUUCAUCCAUGAUUGUGAUGUUUUUAAACUGAAUUUUCAUAUCAAAGGCUAAUUUCAUAUGGGAAUGGCCGAAAUUCCAAAACGUGUACAGACAAAUGAAGUUCACUUUGAUUCCAUUAUUCAGAUAUCACAUUCCUUAAUCUUCAGUUUCAGAUCAUAGUGAUGACUGCAAACAUGGGCUGCGCUCAAUGUCGAAAGAAAGUCUCCCAAGUUGUGUCUAAAAUGAAAGGAUUGAGAGAAUACAUAGUGGAUGUAAGCAAUAAAAAAGUUAUUGUUAAGGCAGAUUUAGGGUUUCAUUGGAAUGUGAAAGAUGAUCUUUCUGAGAGUGAAAAGAGAAAGGAUUGGCAUCCACUUGAAGUGUUCAAGUGUUUGAGCCCAAUUUGUUUCAAGAAACAACUAGAAGCUGAUUGAGCAUUGCCAGGACAAAAUUGUAUCAUGUUAUUGUAAUUGAUUGGAGACUAAACAUUGUUUGUAUGAUCAAGAUGCUGUAAUUCCUUUGCAUCGAUCUUACUCCAAUUUUAUCCCAGCCAGUUGGUUUAGAUUUCAGAUAUUUUCCUUUUUCUUUAUAAAUGAAAACCCUCUAAGAACAUGGUUGCUCCGAUUGCCAGGGCAGGAGAUUCAAAACCCAAAUGUUUUAAUUCAUGCGUGGGAUAACAUAUGAACUGUACCCCGAUCAUACUACAGUUUCUUGAAUGAUUAUUUACGGUGAAGUGAAGCAGAGUGAUGAACAGAGGAACAAAAGGAAUAACAUUCCUCAGCAACACUGAUCUCAAAACCCUGUCUCAUCCAUGGCAGUAUCAAAUAUUGCUUCCCUAAACCCUAAUACCAUUAGGAAUUUCCAUAGAAGAGAGAAGGACAUAGGCUUGAAAUCCAAAAGGAAAAACACGAGUAGAUGAGGUAGAUCAAGCAAAGUAAAAUCAACCAAGUUGCCCCUGGAAACCAAAGCUAAAGAUCCAAUACAUGAUGUUCCAUGAGACCUUAAAACAUGAAAUUCAAAAACAUAAUAAAGACAAAAAAAGAAAAAAAGAGACCCAAAAGGCCAGAAUCACUAGAAACCCCUCGUUCAAACUCCACAUCCACCGUAUAAUAAGUCACAUUUUUACCAAAGUUGAGAACCCUCAUCUCCUCUUCUUAAACAAGCUUGAUCUUAUGCGCUGCAAUCCUAAGCAAACCAUUGUUGACCACAGAUUUGAUCUUGUCACUUUAGUAUCUCACAGGACCUGAGUGUUAGUGUUGAAGGAGCGAUACACAGAGGGAGCAGCCACUGAAACGUUAACGUACUAGUGAAAGAUUGACCAGCUUCGAAAGUAGAGUGGAGACAGGGACUCCUCUUAAAGCAAUAGAUGAUUCCAUCUCUUCUAAAACACCGAAGGACAUAGCUCUUUCUUAUCAGAUUUUUUUGUUUUGAUAGUGUUUUGUAUGAGGAUUUACGUUUCAAGCAAUGACAUUUCUUCUAGAAUUUGUUUAGGAAUU